This is a messenger RNA of Arachis stenosperma, 1329 nucleotides long. Its product is annotated as acetylserotonin O-methyltransferase-like. Gene Ontology annotation, molecular function: protein dimerization activity; S-adenosylmethionine-dependent methyltransferase activity; O-methyltransferase activity. The record is from RefSeq and is a predicted model, not a curated record. NCBI's taxonomy places the organism in Eukaryota, Viridiplantae, Streptophyta, Magnoliopsida, Fabales, Fabaceae. The transcript is spliced from 2 exons. Bases 66 to 1169 code for a protein of 367 amino acids. Gene Ontology annotation, biological process: methylation.
UCAAAGAGAGAGAAAGAGACAAAAAUAUACACAAAAUAAUUGACAGAUUAAUCUAGCAUAUAGAUAUGGGAGAAUUACAAGAAGGAAAGCCAAUUUUAGAAGCAUGGAACAACAAAAAAGAAGAGGAAGAAGAAGAAGCACAAGCCCAAUUAGAGAUAUGGAAAUACAUUUUUGGGUAUGUGGAAUUGGCAGUUAUAAAAUGUGCCAUUGAACUUGGGAUAGCUGAUGCUAUAGAGAGCCAUGGUAGUCCCAUGACACUCUCCGAAAUUUCAUCUACUUUAGGCUCUGACCCUUCCCUUCUUAACCGAAUCUUGAGGUUCUUAAUUAACAGAAAGAUAUUCAAAGUCGAUAAAAAUUCAGAUUCCACUACCACUUAUGCCAACACGCCGUUAUCUCGCCGUUUCCUGAAAAACGGGCAGCAAAGCAUGGCGGCGUUCCUCCUCCUAGAGAGCAGCCCCGUCAUGCUUGCACCUUGGCACAGCCUAAGCGCCCGUGUUUCGGCAAACGGUGGAAUAAACUUCCCCUUCGAGAAGGCACACGGCGAAGACGUGUGGGGCUACGCCGCGGAGAAUCCGGGUCACAGCAACCUUAUAAACGAGGCAAUGGCGUGCAGUGCUAAGAUGGUGGUGCCUGCCAUCGUUGAAGGUUGUGGCGACGAGGUGUUCGAAGGCGUGAAAACGUUGGUAGAUGUUGGUGGUGGAACCGGCACCGCGUUGCGCGCUUUGGUUAAGGCUUGUCCUUGGAUUCGAGGAAUCAAUUUUGAUCUUGCUCAUGUCAUUGCUGUGGCUCCCAAGAUUGAAGGAGUCGAAAAUGUGGCUGGUGACAUGUUUCUAGGUGUUCCCAAAGCUGAUGCUGCUUUUCUUAUGUGGGUUUUGCAUGAUUGGGGUGAUGAGGAGUGCAUCCAGAUCUUGAAGAAGUGCAAGGAAGCCAUUCCAAAGGAAAAUGGAAAAGUGAUCAUUGUGGAGGCAGUGAUUGAAGAGGGAGCAAUAAAGCAAGGAAAUUUAAAGGACGUAGGGUUGAUGUUGGAUAUGGUAAUGAUGGCGCACACAAGCUUCGGCAAAGAGAGGACACUCAAAGAGUGGGAAUAUGUUAUCAAAAUGGCUGGAUUUACUUCAUACACUGUGAAAAACAUCGAUGCUGUGCAAUCUGUGCUGUUGGCCUACCCAUGAAUCCGUGUUUGUUUUUAUUGCUGCUGGGUUUUGUAUUUCUCAACAAUAAUAACCAUAGUAGUUUAUUAUGGUCAAUUUGGCUUUUUUUUUUCUUCUUUUUUUAUUUAGAAUUUUGUUAAAGAAAAUAUAUAAGUGAGAAUAAAAUUGUCUUGUAAGUCAA